Cloeon dipterum is the source of this 3202-nucleotide messenger RNA. It is a transcript of the gene fj, whose product is annotated as four-jointed. NCBI's taxonomy places the organism in Eukaryota, Metazoa, Arthropoda, Insecta, Ephemeroptera, Baetidae. The transcript is spliced from 3 exons. The coding region runs from base 829 to 2202 and encodes 457 amino acids. The record is from RefSeq and is a predicted model, not a curated record. Gene Ontology annotation, biological process: cell-cell signaling.
UUACAGUCAGAUUGCCACUCGCACCUCUCACAUGUUUCUCUGACUGAUUGUGCGCACCGCUGCUCAUCUCCAGCGCAUUUGCAACAAUUUUCACGAAUUGCUGCGUGGUUUGCACCUAGUGUUCGUUUCGUGCCACUUUGUUUACGCCGCCGAGCAGGGAAUCUGCACUUCUGCAAACUGUUUUCACUUGUGCCGAGUGCUCGAAGGACACCUUUUGGAGCCGCCGCGUCGACGGAGCGCGCCGAGAGAGUGUUGUUUGGCCAUGCUGUAAAUUGCAGUAGCAGAUUUACAAGAUACGUCUGACGUUAAGAUGACAUCGAGUUUUUUUACAUCGGCAUAAAAACAACAAGGCAUAUAUAAGAGAGUGGAGGCACAGCCGAAAUACCAGACGCCGGGGCCGCCGGAGCGACCAAGCAGCAGAGAGAGAGAGAGAGACAAGAAAUUAUCUUCAUACAAUAUUGGUGGGAGCAAAACCACAAAAGUUGGCAACCAAUCGUGGUACCCUUGCUUCUUGUGUGCUGUACUUGCACGACGCUCGCUCACUUUUGGAUAAAAAAGCGAUAUAUUAAAGCACCUUCGGCGCGCCACUCAGGUACGCUCGGCCGCCGACCUAACUAGCGCGCACAAAAGAGCAAGCAGCAGCAGCAGCCGCUGCUUGCCUGCUUUCCUGCCUGUCGAGACGCAGCGAGAGCGGUGGUGGGGUGCGAGCCGAAAAAAUUCCAGGUGGGAAGGCGCAGAGACGGCCAGCCAGUUGACACGGACCGCUCGAGCAGAGCAGUAGUGCGUCCGAGCGCGAGUGCCCGUCGCGGAUCAUGUAGUGCUGUGGCCAUGUACGAUGGAGGCAAACGACACAAGAACGGCAGCCACCACCUGAUCAGGGCGAAUCUGCAUAGGAUGCGCGCGUCCGGCGUGCUGCCAUCGUGGUACGCCGAUCUUCAACACAAACUGGUCCCCUCGUCGCAACCGCGUGCCUACCGUAUCGUGUGCAUCGGCGCGACCGCCGCGGCCUUCAUCAUGGGCAUCUUCAUCGGCCUCAUGAUCCCCUUGUACCUGCUGCCGCCGACGGCCGUGGCCGCCUCGCCCCUGCUGUCCGAGCGGCCGCUCAACCUCAGUUCAAGCACAGUUCCUCCGACGCUGGACAGGCCGGCGUCCUUUGACACCGUCUCGUUCGUCCAGCAACCGCAGCAGCAGCAGCAGCAGCAGCCGUUGCUGCCGAUGCCGUCGUCGUCCACGCCCGUCAACUCGAGUCUCAUCUCGGACGGCGUCUACUGGAGCGACCAGGUCGAACGCGCCCUGCCGCGCGGCUACGACUCCGGUUCGGCGGCCGAAUGGCGAAGGUACGUGCGCCAGGGGCGCGUCGUCAAGAUGGAAGAGGGCUGCGGUCGCAUGCAAAACCGACUCGUGACCUUCGACAACGGGUCCACCUCGUGCUGCAGGUACCGGCAGAACGUGGACCAGAUCCAGGGCGAGAUCUUCGGCUUCUACCUGGGCAGGUACAUCCUGGGCCUGCCCAACCUGACGCCGACCACGCUGUCGCGGGCCAAGCCCCAGUCGCGGCAGUGGUCCUCGGUCAAGGCCCAGGUCAGUCUGGCCCAGUGGGUCACCGAGGACAAGGCCGUGGUGAUGACCAAGUUCGUCAAGAACCUGCUGCCGGCCUUCAUCCCGUCCUUCCUGCGCCCCAGCGACCGGCGGCUGCACCCGCCCGACGUGCAGGACUCCGGCUCGGACCUGGACGUGUCCGAGCUGGCCCAGUGGUCCGACCUGGUGGUGUUCGACUACCUCACCGCCAACAUGGACCGCAUGAUCAACAACAUGUACAACCUGCAGUGGAACCCGACCAUGAUGGACGCGCCGGCGCACAACCUGGCCAAGGACCAGGGCUCGGGUCUGCUGCUCUUCCUGGACAACGAGAGCGGCCUGCUGCACGGCUACCGGCUGCUGGACAAGUACGAGCACUACCACAAGUCCAUCCUCAACGCCGUGUGCGUGUUCAGGCGGUCGACGGCCGACGCCAUCAAGCGGCUGUACAAGCAGAAGAACGUCGGCGAGCUGCUGCGUUCGGCGUUCAAGCAGUCCGACCCAGAGUUCGUCGACAUUCUGCCGACGUUGCCCGAGAAGAAUGUCAAAAUUCUGAAUCAACGCAUCGCCAGGGUGCACGAGCAGAUCGUCAGGUGCGAGUCAAUGUACAAGUCGACCGCGUGAUCCGCCGCGUGACUGUUCCGUCUUAAAUUAUUGUUCCCCUCCCCCCUGGACGCUUGGACGCGAAAGACUUCAACAUGUGAUUGUGAUAUUGACGUUAAACGGACCACUUACGCGCGCAUGCAGUGCGUGACUCUUAACUAUUGUUGUAAUGUAAAUGUCACUCUGGGCGGAUUAUUACAAGUGAGUACGUCACAGCCAAUUGUGAUAGUUCCAAAAUCAAUUGAACCGCUGGCACUAAUUUCAAGAGGGCGGAUUUGUCGUUGUAAGUAAACGCCUCCUUCUCGCGGCCUCGCUCUUUUUCACUAUUUUUUUUCGUCUUGUUUACCUAUUUACCCACACCGCGCCGCGGCCGCCGAGUGCAGUUCUUUGAACCCGCGGGCCGACUUUUUCUCGUCUGAAAGGGCCUUUGUAUGAAGAGCACUUUUAUUUAUCGCACACCGGCAAUAGGAAAAUUCUUGCAAGCGAGCCUUCUUGUUUUCGGACCGAUCGCCACAUAAAUUGCGCACUUAACUGCUUCAAUUUCUUUUGCUCUCUGCUCAUUUCGAUCGGCUCCUUCAUUUCUGCUACUUCCAUAUUUUUCCGUCAGACAGGCCUCGCUCAUAUUUUCUCCUCGUUUGCCCCGGCGAGAUUUACACGAUGCUUUUAUUUUAUAGCCAUGUAUUGAUGCAAAAAGGAAAGAAACUCUAGUCUUUUGCUUUCGAGAAAAUGUGAAUGGAUAAAAUUCGAUUUAAUAGCCCGACAUUGUUUGUUCCAAAUUGAAAGCCGAUCGUGUGUGUUUCAUUCAAUCAUUUUUUAUUACGCCUUUGGCUGAAAUCGUGCAGAAACGCGCACUUUCGUGCCGGAUCCUAGUGUCAAAAUUUCCCAACGAAAUGACAGAAAAUAUGCAUCUCUGUUGAAUAUUAUUUCACGUGUGACUAUGUACAUUGUGUUUAAUCGAGUGUAUUCAUAUGUAAAUGGACGAUUAGAUGAAAAAUAUAUUUAUGAUUAAUUAGCAAAGAAA